This is a messenger RNA of Scomber japonicus (chub mackerel), 558 nucleotides long. RefSeq names its product neuronal vesicle trafficking-associated protein 1-like. Gene Ontology annotation, molecular function: clathrin light chain binding. Gene Ontology annotation, biological process: G protein-coupled dopamine receptor signaling pathway; endosomal transport; clathrin coat assembly. NCBI's taxonomy places the organism in Eukaryota, Metazoa, Chordata, Actinopteri, Scombriformes, Scombridae. Bases 1 to 558 code for a protein of 185 amino acids. The record is from RefSeq and is a predicted model, not a curated record. Gene Ontology annotation, cellular component: endosome; membrane. The transcript has 4 exons.
AUGGUUAAACUGGGGAAUAAUUUCAGCGAGAAAAAUAACGGGAAGGUGGUUUCUGAAGACGGAUUUGACACCAUCCCUCUCAUCACACCGUUAGAUGCCAGUCAGCUGCAGUUCCCUCCACCAGACAAGGUGGUGGUGAAGACAAAGGCAGACUACGAUGGUGAGAGCAAGAAGGGAAAGCUACGAUCUCCUAAAAUUGCAGAGUUCUCAAUAAGCAUCAUUGAAGGCGUAUCUGAGCGACUCAAAGUGACUUUGCUGGUGAUCUGUGCUCUGGCCUUCCUGGUGUGUGUGGUGUUCCUGGUCGUCUAUAAAGUCUACCAGUAUGAGCAGCCCUGCCCCGACAGCUUUGUUUACACGCAAGGUCGCUGCAUGCCGGCUGGGAUGUAUGGCAACUACCCCCCUCAGGGACCUGGGGGCCGCGGGCGCCUCUUUACCCUCAUCAACCACUACAACAUAGCGAAGCAGACCAUCACUCGGUCAGUAUCACCAUGGAUGACCAUCAUGUCUGAGGAGAAGGUCACCCAGCAGGAGACGGAGACCGCCCAGAAGCUGGCUUAA